CUGAAAGCAGCACACGGAUCAAGCUGGAGGGUAGUAAACUCGCUGCAAACGAACACAAACAGCGAAGACAAGCAGUCAACAAAACAACCACACCGAUGUGGUUUAAUACUAGAGGGCGGGGGCAUAUUUAUUGAUCGUGUAGCUGUUGGUUAACAACUUUUAUUUCGGAAUUAGUCGACAGGUUGUUGGCGCGUCUUCACUUGAAGCGGAGUUCUGCUUUCAGUCGGAUGGAAGUGAGUGAGACGGGUCAGUUUUAGAAGACAGACGGACAGACAGAGCUCGGUGGAAAGUCUCCCUUUGAGGAUAUUUAGCGUCUCUUUAGUUCAAUGUCCACAGUAAACUGUACAGAGGAGCUGGACUUCAGACUUAUCUUUGAGGACGACGGCAGACAGGCUGCAGGUCCAGAUCUAGAUGUGAAGGCGCCUCCAUCCUCGACACAGACUCUGGCCGGGCAACUUCUCAGCCAGGAGUUGCAGAGUCACCCGUCAUAUUUUCCCACCACAGGCAACUACCAGCAUGUUGGCUCUGAAGGGAACCAGUACAACACCAAGGGCAACCCCAGAGCCUUUGACUGCCCCAGCAUUCAGAUCACCUCCAUUGCCCCUAACAACCAUGUGGAGCCCAGCGAUAAUCAAGUAGUUUCAGCAGUAGGUGAGGCAGAGGGGGGUUAUCUUGAGGCAUCCUGGCCCAGAGACCAGCUCUACCUGCCUCUGGACCCCUGCUACCGAGACCCAGCACUCUGUCCAAGCCCCUGCAGCAGCCUGUCUUCCAGGAGUUGGAUGUCUGACUUAUCCUCCUGCGGGUCCAUCUCCCAUGUCUAUGAUGACAUGGACGGGGAGCUGCGCGAUGCAGCCUGCCUUGCUCUGGGAUCCCCUCUUGGGUCACCUUUGGGGUCCCCAGGCUGUGGGGGUGGGGCUUUUGGGGUCGAGCUGUGGCAGCAAAAGUACCAGCAUCCUUCAGCCUUCAGCCCAGCGCUGUCACCCUAUCAGUCACCCCGUCAGUCGCCCCGUCAGUCACCCUCGCACUCCCCUCGCACCAGUGUCACCGAGGAGAGCUGGCUGAACUGCCGGCCCACUUCCAGGCCGUCAUCCAGACCAACCUCCCCAUGCGGGAAGAGACGCCACUCCAGUGCUGACCCUUAUGCCCGUUCACCCUCACCUCACCACUCACCCAGCCCCACUCCAGGCACCUCCCCACGCGGCAGUGUGACGGAUGACACCUGGGUGGGAAGCCCUGCUGGUGCCCUCGGACCCCUCCUGAUGUCUGGUUUUCAGGAGUUGGAUGUCCCCUCCAAGACCAGGAGGACAUCAGGGAGCCAGCUGGGCCUCCUGACUGGUCGAGGAGACCCUGGUCUGGAGCCUUGUCAGGAUUCUUCCAGAGAAGAGGGACAGGACAAAGAUGGCCUGGCUGUACUGUUUCUUCAGGUGCCCUCCCACUUCAGCUGGAACAAACCCAAACCUGGAGCAUCUCCAUUGUUCAGGACCUCAUCACCCCCUCCCUUGGACUGGCCUCUGCCAAAUCAAUAUGACCAGUGUGAGCUGACGCUGGAGGUCCAGCCCAGGUCUUACCACAGGGCACAUUACGAGACAGAGGGCAGCCGAGGGUCCAUCAAGGCAGCUACUGGAGGAUAUCCUGUUAUCAAGUUGAAUGGAUACAGCGAGCAGCCGGUCAGCCUGCUGUUGUUUAUAGGCACUGCAGACGACCGAUAUCUUCGCCCUCAUUCCUUCUACCAGGUCCACCGAGUAACAGGGAAGACGGUUACUACCAUGUGCCAGGAAAAAGUAAUGGGCUGUACCAAAGUCUUGGAGAUCCCUCUGCUUCCAGAAAACAACAUGGCCGCCAGCAUUGACUGCGCUGGCAUCCUGAAGUUGCGUAAUGCUGACAUUGAGCUGAAGAAAGGAGAGACAGAUAUCGGCCGGAAGAAUACAAGGGUGCGAGUUGUGUUCAGGGUUGCUGUUCCUCAUCUGGAUGGCCAGAUGCUGUGGCUGCAGACAGUAUCUAUUCCUGUGGAGUGUUCCCAGCGCUCAGGCCAAGAUCUUCCUCAGUUGGAGAGCUUCAGUCCAAACAGCUGCUCUGUAGAUGGAGGACAGGAGCUAGUCAUCACCGGAUCCAACAUCGCUGCUCAGUCCAGGGUUGUUUUCGUGGAGAAAGGGCCUGAUGGAAGAACACUGUGGGAAAUGGACGCUAGAGUUCUGUCAGAAAAAAGCAGUGUAACCAGAAUUGUGGUAGAGAUUCCUCCUUACAAUAAGAAGACAACUUGUCCAGUCCAAGUCCAGUUCUAUGUCUCAAAUGGGAAGAGAAGAAGAAGUGUACCACAGUGCUUCACCUAUCUGCCUGAGGUCAGAGGUCACCUUCCGGUGGCUGCUGGAGUCAAACAGGAGCAUUGGGAGCCAGACCUUAUCUCCCACAAUGCACCUGGCUUCUGUUCUCCCUCCUCUGACACACCCUCCCAUGACCAAGUGUUAAGUUCAGACGUGGCUUAUUAUGAUUCCUGUGACCUCCCAUUACGCUAUCCUGCUUCCCACAAUGCCCCCCGUCUCUACCACCCUCCACCCUCCUCUGUCUCCUUUCAGACUUUAAUGUUUCCUCAGACCUCUUCCAUCCCACUCCAGAGUCCAUCCAUGCUUUCACAAACCCCUCUAAGCCCUCAUCAGUCCUUGAUUGCACUUAAUACUUCCAUCAAGCCUCCUCAGACCUUCAUCUCUUCUCAGACCCCAGUCCCUCCUCAGAUCACCACGAUUCCUCCCCAAGGCUCUUCAGUCCCUCUUCAGAGCUUCACAAUCUCUCCAAACACUUCCUCUGGAGGACCAUGUAGGGGACAGUCUGCAGUUUCACAAAGCUCGACGAGUACGUUCAUAACUGCCGCUGACCCACAGAAGGACUCUGUGCUGUCCAGCCCAGGACAGACACUGAGCAUCAAGCAGGAACCAGAGGAUCAGCCAAAUCUGGGUUCCUUGGGCCUCCAGGAGAUCACACUGGAUGAUGUGAAUGAGAUAAUCGAUAGAGACAUUGGCAGUCUAAGCAGCAGUGCUCAGCCCGACCAGCCUGACCAGCUCGACCAGUACCACCAGUAUGACUGGGAGCCCAAGUCCAGCGAUGCUGCCUUGCCAUUCUGCGGAGGUCCUCAGUAGCUCCACAGCUUUCUCAGGAGACGACUGCAGUGCUUUGCAACAAAAUCACCGGUCACGCGUGCACAAAGUGCUCCUAACUGAUCCUCAAGUGCCUGAAAACUAGUCAGCAGCCUCUCGUAUCAUCAGGGCACCACAUCAGAUUACCAUUUCCUCGUCUAUCUCAGGAAUUUCAGUGUGACUUUACUGGUAAACCAAAGAUUUUUAAACUUUUCAUAACUGUAGAACAUUACAACGGGGCUGUUAAUUUGAAUUUUACACAAUUGUAUCGAUUGGUAAUUUAAUUACAGAGGCUAAAGCUGUACGAAAAUAAGAAAGUCUUGUCAUUAUUUAUUGGCCAGUAAAUUAAAAAAAUCUAUUUUUGAUACUCUGGAUCUGGUCCCGUAAAAACUGUAGUCCUUCAACUAAUCAUGUACAUUUUUAUAGCUUUAUUAUACUCUGUGGUUUACAUUUUCUUCACUGAAAUACAUUAAUGCUGUUAAACCUGAACUGUUGUGACGUGAAGCUACAGACACUGAACUGUAAAAAUGUACUGUGAGGUUUAAGUAAAAAGAAAAAUAUUGGU
This is a messenger RNA of Amphiprion ocellaris (clown anemonefish), 3693 nucleotides long. RefSeq names its product nuclear factor of activated T-cells, cytoplasmic 3-like. Gene Ontology annotation, biological process: cytokine production; calcineurin-NFAT signaling cascade; regulation of transcription by RNA polymerase II. NCBI's taxonomy places the organism in Eukaryota, Metazoa, Chordata, Actinopteri, Pomacentridae. Bases 327 to 3131 code for a protein of 934 amino acids. Gene Ontology annotation, molecular function: RNA polymerase II cis-regulatory region sequence-specific DNA binding; transcription factor binding; DNA-binding transcription factor activity, RNA polymerase II-specific. The transcript has 10 exons. Gene Ontology annotation, cellular component: transcription regulator complex. The record is from RefSeq and is a predicted model, not a curated record.